Molecule: messenger RNA, 823 nt
Organism: Verticillium nonalfalfae
Lineage: Eukaryota; Fungi; Ascomycota; Sordariomycetes; Glomerellales; Plectosphaerellaceae
Exons: 3
Source: RefSeq, a predicted model, not a curated record
CGUGGUGUAUAACAUAGCACUCCAGGAGUUCCGGACCGUAUCACUGCCCUCGCGACUUGAACGAUGCUAUGCAGACUGUACGAGCACCGGCCUCGUCCUACACCCCGUAUCGGAGAUGUACCUUUGGCGAUGGGACGAAGGCCUGCAAGCGCUCGAGGUAGCGCCUCCCCAUCGCGCCUCUUCAGAGCAGUAUGGCGAGACAUCCUUCAUGUUCCACCCCACAAAGCCCAAGGUCUUCUCGAUCGUGACGCUCUGCAGGACGGGAGGCGAUCGCUCUGAGUCAGAUUCGGAAGACGAGUCGACCUACAGUCUUCACCUCCACGUCAGUGACUAUGAAGAUAGGCAACUUCGCAUGACCAAGACGCACGAACGCACCAAUCUUCCGAGCAGAUGCAGGCCCCCGGUCCCCCCGCAACAACAAGGCAUCAGAAGGACCGACAGAGACCAGUUUCACUGGUCAUCGCAGAAGGCGCUCCGUCCAAUCGAUACGCACGGCACUCAUGCCUUGUUCGUCGAUAGUCUGUCGUCAGAAGACGUCGCGCUGGUCUCCUACAACAUGGUCACGCGGCAGAUGCAUCUGGACCUCCUCGGCGACCAGCCCGCCGCGCUCUUCAGAGAGUGGCGCGCCGUGGGUGGUAAAGACGGCGUCGGCGCAUUCCUGCUACACAUGACCAGUCUCCCCACGCUCAAAGCAUCAGACGACUGGUCAGGCAACAUCAAAGCUUUCGACCACGAUGAAGCGCCACAAGAGAUCAACAAGUCCAACCAGCACUCGCCCGGUUCCGUGCCACCCGUCUUGGUCCCCGAUCCGCCCCGGCCCUAG